Molecule: messenger RNA, 864 nt
Organism: Penicillium malachiteum
Lineage: Eukaryota; Fungi; Ascomycota; Eurotiomycetes; Eurotiales; Aspergillaceae
Gene: cbpA
Product: putative calcineurin binding protein
Exons: 1
Coding region: 1-864 (287 amino acids)
Biological process (GO): calcium-mediated signaling
Cellular component (GO): cytoplasm; nucleus
Molecular function (GO): calcium-dependent protein serine/threonine phosphatase regulator activity; nucleic acid binding
Source: RefSeq, a predicted model, not a curated record
AUGGUUAACUCAGUGUCUUCGCCGCCGCGUUCGCAGCCAUCCUCUCCUGCCUUUAAGGCUACUAAAUCCGCGCGAUCAUCACCUCGCCCUUCCCUAUCUAUCGACAUCAACAGUCUUCCCCCACUCUCCCAGCCAUCGCCUCCUUCAAACACACUCUUAAUCACCGAUCUCAACGACCUUGUCCUCUUCCAGCCAUCUUCCCUGGAUGAGAUUCGCAAGCAGAUUACUGCACUUGUGGCUUUGAACUCAUUUUCCCCACUGCCAUCCCUCCGUCGCAUCGUCUGUUCCUUCCACUCCGAUGCCGAUGCAGUCACAAUCCGCAAGAUGCUGGAGGGAAAGCGUCUUCUGAAUCGCAACGUGACUCCCCGCCUUUACUUCGGCGAACCCACACCUAUCAUGAGCGAUGAAGGACCCAAAUUCUUGCAGGCGCCUCAGAGUAACAAGCUGUUCUUUAUCUCCCCGCCACCCAGCCCCCCGCACGGCUGGAUGAUGCGCAACGAGGACCCACCAAACAAGGAAGUGCAUGCUCAUGAUUUGGCCCACGCACUGUCUAUGCUGAAGACCGAUCCCUCCGAGCCUAUGCACGUUGAUCCUGCUACUCCGGUUUCCAUCUCAUCGGAUAAGAGGACUCCUAGCUGGCCGCUUGCGGGCUCGCAGCAGCGCAGCCGCAGCAGUACUAUUAUCUUCCACCCUGAAGAUCAUGGACACAGUCCUAAUCUCCCGGCUGUUAUGGUUGAGGAUCACAGUCUGCCAGUGGAUGAUGAGGAUGUUGAUAUGGAUGCCGGUGAUAUGAGUCCGAUCGAAAUGUCGGUGAAGAAGAUGCCGCCCAAGACUUCUCGCCCACCUGUUGAGCUGAUGGGUUGA